AUUUUUCUGUUUCUAGUUUACUGAAGUUCACUCAUCAGAUGAUCAAUCAACAUUGACAACAUCACUCACAGAUUUGAUAAUAAAAGUUGCCUGUAGCUCCAGCCAUGAUCAAAACAAGUUACUCAUAUGAUGAAGUGGAACAGAUUGCUAAGUUCAUCUUGGAUAAGGUGAAAUGUCGUCCCAAACUUGGAAUUAUUUGUGGAUCAGGUUUAGGCAAAUUAGCUAAUUCUGUAGAAAAUCAAGAAGUUAUAGCUUACAAAGAUAUUCCAGAGUUCCCAAUCAGCACAGUUCCUGGGCAUGAAGGAAAACUUGUCUUUGGCACUUUAGGGGGUAAGAAUGUUGUGCUUAUGCAAGGUAGAUCUCACUGCUAUGAAGGAUACCCACCCCAAAAGACUACACUUCCUGUAAGAACCAUGCAUUUGAUGGGAGUAAAAACUUUAUUUGUAACCAAUGCUGCUGGUGGAAUCAACAGAAAAUUUCACGUGGGAGACAUUAUGAUCAUCAAGGACCAUUUAAACCUGGCUGGCUUUGCUGGUGUUAAUCCUCUUGUUGGUCCUAAUGACGAGAGGUUUGGUCCUCGUUUUCCCCCCGUGUCAAGAGCAUAUGAUCUGGAAAUAAGAAAACUUGCAAUGAGCCUGGCCAUUGAAAUGGGGUUUAAAGAUUUUAUACAAGAAGGGGUAUAUAGCAUGAUGGUAGGACCUAACUUUGAAACUGUCACUGAAUGCCGCUUCUUGGAAAUAGUUGGAGUGGAUGCUACAGGUAUGAGUACUAUCCCAGAAGUUUUGGUAGCCAAACAUUGUGGCAUGAGAGUAUUUGGCAUGUCGCUGAUCACCAACAUGGUCAUUAUGGAAUAUGAUGCUGUGUCCACAGCUAACCAUGAGGAAGUCUUAGAGACAGGAGAGAGGCGCAGCAAAGAUUUGCAGAAGUUGAUGACCGCCAUUAUAGAGAAAAUUGAGGUGUAAACAUUGGUGCGUUUGUAGCUCAUUAAAAUAUUCAGAUUGUUCAUUACCAUUGAACAAACAGAACAUCACAUUAAAUUUGUAUUUAACAUUCAAGUGCAGCUAGUUGUGUGCAGAGUAGAUCAUUGCAGCUAGUUUAGAGAACUUGACUAAUUUCAUUUUUUAAAUGCUGACUUAGCCUAUAUAUAAUUACUAGACUGCUGCUGUAUAAAAGAAUAACUAUUGUUUUGAAUAUUUUUUUUUUUAAUGCUACUCAGAUCUAUGUGAUUAAACCUACUCAACAAUGAAAAUGAGAUUCAUUUAGCUUUUUAUCUAAUCAACUUAUUAAUUAUAAUAAAACUGUUGUCAUAGUGGGUAAUUUUAAAAAAAAAAAUGAUUUUUUUGUCAUCUCACUAAAAUAUAUAAGUGUGUUUACAUUGAUACUAACUUUUUUUCACUUAAUUAUUCCUGUUUGGGUAAAAGAUUGUAUGUGUCAUUUUCUUGAUAUUUUUGUGUUAUUAAUUAUAUUAGAAUUUGUAUAUUUUUUUCUGUACUUUUACAAUAUUUGAAAUCUUGAUUAAGGUUCUCCUUAUUAAAAAAGACAUACUGCACAUAGUAGAAGAGUUCUGACAUGUGAUAAUAAGCUAUGUGGGGGUGGGGUUUUUAAUACAUGUAGCAUGAACUAUAUUUUAUUUUUUUAAAUAGUAAUUAAAACUAUUUAUUGUCCAUUAGAAAUAUGGCAAUGGGAGUGGAAAAUGUGAUGUUUGUGUCAUUGUUUUUAGAAAAGGGGACUUGCCUUUUCUAAGUAUAUGUGAUGAUAGAAGGGAAAAAAAGGUUUGCUACAAUAUUGUGACAUCAUUUAUGGGCAACCCCUUAGCCAAUAUAAGAUUAUUGUAUUUUUAAAUGCAUUGUCUGGAAGUAAGAUUUAUAUAAUACCAUUAUCUUCAUUUUCCUACUUUCAAACCAUACAAGCUUAAUACAUUAGCGCAACUUGGCUUGAGUUUUCACUUCAUACUUUAUUAAACUUAUAAUGUCUAAAUGCUAUUAACUUCAAUUGAAUAAAAACAUUCUUUUGAAUUUAUCCUCUAAGUUUUGUUGUAAUAUAAACCUAAAUGUUGUGAGAAUAUUAUUGUCAAUUACAGUUUUUCAACCAAGUCCCUGUCUCAACUUUAAGCCUAUGGGUGUUAGGUUAGCCUGUUGUCAUAGACUGUUGAUAAGAGCUAGGGCACUCUGUUCUGGGCUAGUCCCUCCAACUGUCUCCAAGUAUCUACUCUUCUUGGUGUCAGGCCAUUGUACUGGAAGGAUCUUUCUGAGACGGGAGUUUAUAAAUUAAAUUAUUUUUUUUUAUUUGUGUCAUUCUCCAUAUCUC
Molecule: messenger RNA, 2307 nt
Organism: Physella acuta
Lineage: Eukaryota; Metazoa; Mollusca; Gastropoda; Physidae
Product: purine nucleoside phosphorylase
Biological process (GO): nucleoside metabolic process
Cellular component (GO): cytoplasm
Molecular function (GO): purine-nucleoside phosphorylase activity
Source: RefSeq, a predicted model, not a curated record